UACAACUUAGUGUAACAGAUUCUAAUGCAUUGAGUGAUGUGAGUAAUUGUGAUAGUUACGUCGUUGCAUUAAUGUUAGUAAAACUACUUUAUAUAUAUUAUUAAUUAAUAAAAGAUUUAAUUAAUGAUCGGUAGAAGAACGAAGAACGAAAGAACUAUUUGAAGAAGAAUCUCAGUCUAAAAUUUAUAAAAUGUCCAUUUUAGACGAGCGAGAGGAUUAUCUGAAGAAUCCAUACUUUGUGAAGCACGAAUAUGGUGAUUUUACUCCAUUUUAUGUCACUGUCACUAUCUGUUCCUUCAUAUUUGCAUUCCUAUGCAUUUUGAACAUUGGAUUUUGUUGGUGCUCCCGUCAUAGAAAUUAUUGGCAAAGUCCCCAUACAGGAAAUAGGUGGAUUCAACCAUUGUGGACUGUAUUACCUCAUAAAACGCCACCUUUGGACUUAAGUGAGCUAGAACCAGGACGUCUUGUGACACAAGAUAAACAAGAAGUUUUACAAUAUCACAAUCCAAAACCAUAUGGAACCGUACCACAAACACAAGAAUAUAUGGAGAUGCAAAAACGUGAGAGUGAAAUUUAAUU
This is a messenger RNA of Bombus huntii, 579 nucleotides long. RefSeq lists its product as uncharacterized. The transcript has 3 exons. The record is from RefSeq and is a predicted model, not a curated record. Bases 191 to 577 code for a protein of 128 amino acids. NCBI's taxonomy places the organism in Eukaryota, Metazoa, Arthropoda, Insecta, Hymenoptera, Apidae.